Molecule: messenger RNA, 8321 nt
Organism: Hippocampus zosterae (dwarf seahorse)
Lineage: Eukaryota; Metazoa; Chordata; Actinopteri; Syngnathiformes; Syngnathidae
Gene: b3gnt2b
Product: UDP-GlcNAc:betaGal beta-1,3-N-acetylglucosaminyltransferase 2b
Exons: 2
Coding region: 3400-4590 (396 amino acids)
Cellular component (GO): membrane
Molecular function (GO): hexosyltransferase activity
Source: RefSeq, a predicted model, not a curated record
UGUAAUAAUAAUAUUUCAUCAAAAAAUAUUUUGAAUACACAAACAAUGGAAAAUAUCUUGGGUGGGGGCGGGGCAUGUAUAGACAAAAAUGCAACUGAAAAAUGAAUCCUAGAAAAAAGAUAAAAAGCUUAGAAAACAAAUAUUUAAAAAUACCCGAAAAUAAAUAGAAAUAAAAUACAGAAAUAAAAGGAAAAAAUAUUGAAGUCUUAGAUGAAAACUACAUAAAUAGAACCCCCCCAACCCCACAUAAACAUACCAUGAAAAAUAAAAUUUUACUGAGAGCACAAAUAUAGAUAUUAAGAAAAAAUCAUUUAUUACUUCACAGAUAAAAGCACAUGCAAAUGAGGAAGGAAAUGAUAUCAACACAACUUCGGUGUAGGCUCGGCGACGUGCGUGAGUCGUGUCUCCGGGUCAAACCGUAUAAAUUUGUGCGACGGUGCUGCCAGAGAGUUUGCGUGCACGCACGUUUUCUCGUUCGGAUUCCAGUAAGUGGCUCGCACCAUACAUAGAGAUGACCCCGGCCAAGUGGAGUCACGCCGACAAGUAUUUGUUGAUAAUGAGAAAUUCCGUUCUAUUUAAAAGCGCGGCGGGCGGUCGUUUCGGCAGCUGACGAAACGUUCAGGCACUGGCUUUAGCCGCGUGCUUGAGGAUUGAUCUUUCUAUUGAUUGAUCCCACACAUUAAAAUUCACGCCAAUUGGGAAUACAUCACACAGUACAAGUACCUCGGCCCAUAAAGUACGCUUCCGUUUAUAUUGGAGACACUCUGAAUACUUUUCAUGUGUAAUGAACUACAACAAGACCACUAACUGGUUGUUUUGCUUUAAGUUUCUUUGGCUUUAUGAAAGCUCCUUCUCUUGGUUGCCGAACCAAACGCAAAUAGCACCUGUUCAAGUCCACCUGUGUGUGUGUGUGUGUGUGUGUGUGUGUGUGUGAGACAUCAAAAGUGUGAAUAAUGUCAUGGACUGACGGUAUUUGGUGCUCCAGCGCCACUUGUCUAUUUAUGGCGCUGCUGGGCCCACAUUCAGCGCCAUGGCAUCCUCUUCGAGGUCUUUGAUCCCACUUAACACCAGUUAAUUGCUAGUUGUGCGGAUGCGUGCGAUAAAUUGACACGAAAGGCAUGUAUGCGGCCCGGGUUUCUUCAGCGUUGACAUUCUAGGGAGCUUCUGAGAAUGUUGUCAAGACUAACGUACAGUGGGACCUUGACGUACAUUUGCCCCAACUUCAAAGUUGUUUUUCAGUCGCCACCGAGUAUUUGUUUAAUGGGCACAAGCAAAUGCGCAAAUACAACAUGUGAAAUAAAUACAAGGUGCACGGAUUAUAGAACAGACGUGAGUUUAGUUGGUGACUGAAGUGGGGGGGGGGGGGGGGGGUUCUGCAUAAACACCUUAGUUAAUCAGCAACCUUGUUUCCAAUCACUGGGAUUGGAUUGGAUUGGAUUUGAGAAAGCUGAAUUCCAAGCCCGAUAAGCUUCCUUUGGUUGAGGAGAUCGCAUCAGCAAAUUCUUUCCCAUUCUUGCUUCAUGUAAAACUUAAGCUGUGAAACGGUCUGGUCUCACCAUUGUCAUUUUUUUUACUCUUCAUAAUGCACCACACUGGUCUGGACUGCUGGCAGGCCAGUCUCACUCUUUCAUCACAAAGGUGCAUCGUUUUAACAUGUGCAGAAUGCGGUUUGGCUUUGUUUUGGCACUCAUUUCAACAUGUUAGCUCUAAUUUCACAUUCGACAUUGGACUUAGACAUAUUUAAUUGUUUUACUUCCUCAAUUGUGGAUUUAGUGCAAUGCUAAAGGUUAGGGUCACUGCUGGCUAACACUGGAGCUAGCGCGGCAGACGAGGAACUCCUUGACCUAGACACCUUUUACCUACAAGGUCUUUAGACCGAGACUGGUUGCACCAGUGCGACCAGCCUUUUAGAAGGGUGGGGGAGGAAGGUUUUAGUGACUCUCUCUACCUCUAUGCCAAAUGUUUAAUAUUUGCUUUAAUACACUUUCUGUGAACAGAGUCUGACUCUGUUGUACUUAUAUAUUCUUUAUUUAUCUAAGAUACCUUAUUUAUUGUUCCAUAUUUCAAUGCUAAUGUUCAAUAUUCUUGGGGGGGGGGUUCUUUGUUCUUGCAAAGGAUAUACUCUAAAUUGCUCUAUCAAAGUGUUUCCCAACCUUUACUGACUCAAGGCAUGAGAAAAAAAAUUACGGCGCAGAUUUGGCAAAACAGUUCACAGAAAGUGGAUGCACAGGUUAAUUAUGUAACUUCUGUCACCCAAUGGAAGAGCAUUUGAUUGUUCUGGGUCUUGUGACCGGUGGAGAUAAUUGAACAAAAACAUUUUUAAUUGGACAGGUUUUUUUUGUCCUUAUAACUAACACUGGCUAGUUUCCCGCGACGCAUUUGAUAAUCUUUCACGGCACACUUUUGUGCCAUGGCUUACUAGUUGGGCAUAACAGCCGCUUAAAAGAACAACAUUAUUAUUGUUAUUCAUGCUAGUUUUUGGACAAGUGAAUCGUUCUAAAAAAUAAGAUACUGUGACAGGCCUCGCUGAGUGCGCUAGCUAGUGAGACACUGUAACUGCGGAUGAUGACAUAUCAAUAUUACCUUAAAAAAAAGACUGGCAGCAAUUUUGUUUAAAAAAAGGAGAGAACAUAUUAAACUGUGGCGUUGAAUGCGAUGCAGUGGCAAAUUUGGGUAUAACUAACUUUUGUGCAAAUGCACCGAAGAAAAACAAUUGGGCACACCAAUGCAACCGGCGCAAGAAAUUAGCGAAGACGAGAGGCCUGAUCUAUCCAGUGGCAUUUAGUCAGAUCACUUUUCAUGAAUAAGCCUUUGUGCUUAAAAUUUCCUCUUACGUACUUGUAAUUGUGGCACAAAUCUUGUGCCUCAAGAUUAGUGUUUUCUUCCUCCUGAGUGAUUUGGAAUAAACCUCAGCCACACUGCUACUUUCAUUGCACGGAUCGUGAAUUGACUUGGUGCCAUCCUAGCAAUAGCCUUGAGCAAACUCUAAGACGUCGACAGUCAUUACAAGGUCUGAUUGUAUUCAAAUGAUAAAGUCUUUGAAAUUGGGAGUGUGCACUGUUUCAUUUAAUGAAGGGAAGACGCUUGUGUUGAAGCCAUCAUCACUGUAAUCACAUCAAGAGGAUGAUGGGCAAAGUCAUUUGUGCCUUCCAGUUCUACCGCUUCCUGUCUCUUUUUUGACGGUCGACAUGCUGCUGUUGACUUUGUCGUGGUUUUUUUUUUCUUUUUUCCCCUCCAUAGGUUUCGAGCUCACUUGGCAACCACCCACUUUCCCCUCCGGUCCCUCCGUUGGCUGCUCUGGUCCCACAGGGCGGAGAUAAGUAUGGGGUAAGCGAGCCGAGCAACGACGUUGCGACAAGACGAGGGCCCCGCUCAGCAGCACAGGUGCACGACGGCAUCAUGGCACUGCUGCGGUUGAGGCUGAAGGUUCUGUUGACUGUGACGAUGGUCAACGUCUUCAUCUUCAUCCUGAUCUCCCGACACAACGGGCGGGGCAAGGACUUCCAGGAGAAAGUGCAGGUCCCCUCCAAACCCUUCUGGAAUAAGAUGACGCCCAGCUCGGGCUACUGGAACCGUCAGCAACAGGUUCUGGACUUCUGGAACAACCCCAUCCUCGGCAAUCACAGCGGCGCCGACUUCCCCGGUUGGCUCAAUGAAACCCGUUUGUCUUUUGAACCCUGCCAGCCGGACACCGGGGUGACCACUCAGGUGAAAGAUUACAACUCUCUACCGUUGCGAUUCAAGGACUUUCUGCUCUACAUGCACUGCCGCUAUUACCCGGUUCUGGUAGACCAAGCGGACAUCUGCAAGGAGCCGCCCUUCCUGCUGCUAGCUGUCAAGUCCCUGGCGCCGCAUUUUGACAGGCGUCAGGCCAUACGCCAGUCGUGGGGGAAGGCGGGGGUGGUCGCCAACCGCACCGUGGUGACGGUCUUCCUCCUGGGCCAGACCACAUCGGGGGACCACUACCCGGACCUGUCGCCGAUGCUAAGCUACGAGAGCGAACGACAUCGGGACAUCAUCCAGUGGUACUACCGGGACUCCUUCUUUAACUUGACUAUCAAGGAGGUUCUCUUUCUAGACUGGAUACAGACACGUUGCGCCGGUGCCAAAUUCGUUUUCAAGGGAGACGAUGACGUCUUUGUCAACACCUAUGCGAUCCUGAGCUUCCUGGAUGGGCUGUCGCCGUCCAAAGCUGCGGACCUCUUCGUGGGUGACGUCAUCACCAAUGCCGGGCCGCACCGGGACAAGAAGGUGAAGUACUUCAUCCCGGAGAGCAUGUACAUCGGCUCGUACCCACCUUACGCCGGCGGCGGCGGCUACCUGUACUCGGCCGGCGUCGCCACCCGCCUGCACGCUACCUCCCGCCGGGUGGCGCUCUACCCCAUCGACGACGUCUACACGGGCAUGUGCCUGAUGAAGGCGGGGCUGGUCCCCGAGAAGCACAAGGGCUUUCGAACCUUCAACAUCGAGGAGAAGUACCGGUCCAACCCAUGCGCCUACAAGGGCCUGAUGCUGGUCCACCCGCGCACGCCGCAGGAGAUGAUCCAGAUCUGGUCCUGGCUCAAUCAGCCAGAUCUCAACUGCCAGUAGGAAGUGACCAACCCCACCCCUCGACGUCACACCCACCCGAAGGUUAACUUUAGACCAUUAUUUUGAGUAGAAGAGGGGAUGACGUUUAAAAGUUGGCAGCUUGUCAUCAUGCUCACUUGGAACUUCAGCCCGGAAACGUUUCCUCCUUUGGGAACGGUAGUGGGUUUUUUUUGGUGGGGGGGGGUUGUGUCGUGAUUUUACAGUCAGAGUACUCCCACAAAUGGUAGAUUGAUUUUUAAUGCACAGUUGUAGGGUUAUCCAUAACCUCAUGUCCUAAGUACAAUUCAAAGCUAAAUAACAUGGUUGCGGGUUAGUGCUUUCCAAACAAAAAGUACUUUUUAGUUUCUCGCAUCAGGCCUAUCUAAAUCUUACCACGUGACUUUUAUCAAUAAACUGUGUUGUCCUCAAUCAUUUUUACACUUGAGGGCCCUCUGUAUCGACAAGAGGCACUGUGUUUUUUUUUUAAUUGAUCUUCUCGCUUUGCUGUACAAAGAGCUUCAGCCAAAAGUGUGCCUUUCUUUGGCGCACGUAAUUAUAUGGCUAUAACUAUUUAUAACGCCUUAACACUGUGUCCGCUCUCCACCAGGGGCUCCAGAAUGCUGUAUUAUAGAGGAAUGUAUACGUGAGAAAUUAAACAUCAGAACAUGGUCAAUGUGGACUGUUAACACAAUGCUGUCAGUGUCGCCUUGCGAGAAGAGUUUCUGCGAAAAUAUGCGUAUCAGAAAUAGAUUUAAUCACUUAUCGACCGGUGCCUUUCGUAUGGAGUCCAGCCACUCAACAAAGCAGUGUAUAUAAUUUCAUACCACAAAAGGAUGAUUACAUUAGUUUUCGAGCAGUGUCUGGUGUUACCGCUAUUCCCUUUCUAGUAGCUGCCGUCCUGCCUAUGGUGCUACCUCAGGAGCUGGAAAAUCCUCAGGUCAUUCCUUAUCCUUUGACGUUGAAGUUCAGUUUCAACAAAAUUGGCACUUCAGAGACGAGACUAAUUUAGCAACCUUUCACACCGAAACGCAGCAUCCUGCAAAUUUAAUGGCAUCCGUGUCUGGUCACACCCGAAUCCCGGCUUUUCAGCUGUCCAUUUUCUUACAUUUGCCGUCCUCUCCUUGAUCCUACCUCGAAAGCUGGAAAAUCUGAAGUAUUCUCAUUCCAUAUCCUUUUGCACAGAUCUUGGAAGGGAUCAAAAAGCAUUAGCAUAAUAACAGUUUCCGAAAAUCAUAAUUUAAUGUUUGAUGAGAGGGAAACGAUCUCAACCUGUCAAGUGUAAGAAUGUUUAACCAAAAAAAAAAAAAAAAAGUCCAAUUGUAGUUGAUAGUUUUCUGAAAAAGUUGAAAUAUGACAUGGGCAACUCUGAAAUAUGUGGCGCAACUUUGGUACACUCGUAGAACAAACAACAUGUUACCUGUGAAACAAAAAUGCACUAGUUGACAAUUUGUGUUGAGGGUGAAGCACUAAAUGUUGCCUAGUUGAUCAUGUCAAGCACACAAUUAAUCUUCAUUGCCCCAAAUGACCUUCAGACUCGCCUAAACACUGUGUACAAAUCAGAUACUAACCCUCCCAAACGUCGCUAAUGCUAAUCCUUUCCAUUUUCGAUCCCUGUAGUCACGUGAAUCAAUUUAUGUGCUUGUCUUGGUUUUCAAUACUCAAUCACACUACCGGUACUUACCAGUAGAACCCCUCCCCCCUUUAAAUCCCACACUAUACGUUAGUAUGUAGUUAAUUCGGAAUUAGAAGGACCUGUUGGAUAUACAUGUUAGAUUCGGGGCAGAUGUCAGAUUUCGGAGUGGAAGUGACUUGUCACAGAUGCUAGCUGUUAAAUAUACAGUUUAUGUACAGCACCUAAUACUGCGUAAUAGUCCGAAAUUGUCACGCUUCUGAGAUGGAAAUUACCGUUAUUGCUAGUGCUAAUUAUUUUGAUUUCCUAUGUAUGCACGACCAUAAAUAAUGAUUUAAACACCCACACCUCUUGUUUUAUGUGCUCACACUACUUGGAAAGAUAAACCCAUAAAAAUUCCUUGCGCGUAGUUAUUUCAGAAUAAAAAAAAAGAUUGAUCCAUAAUGGAAUUUUGGCAAAUUUUACUUUAAAAAUUGCCUUAAUGCUUAGUUGCUGGAUACACUCGGUGUCAUGUAUGCGCUUUAUGUAUGUAGCGGUAGCACUGUGUUAAAGUCCAAGAUAUUAACAUUGACAAGAUGUAAAUCAAGUCCCGCCAUCGUUAAUGCUAAUCCUUCCGGUUUCCAAUAUAUGUGCUUUUAUAUAUCCAUAUGAGUUUAUACACGCACAUUGGUUGUUGGUGUUCACACUACUUAAAAAUAAAAACGAUGAGAUACACUAGCGUGUUAUUUCAGAAUCUGAAGAAACAGACUUUUUCGGAAUUUGGCUCAAGUUACAACUUUGAAUUUUUAAAAAAUGGCUUGUUGCUCGGUGCACCAAAUGUUGCAUGAAAGUCUGAAGGUAAUCAUCCUUGGGUGGAAACCAAAUCACAACAUUGCUAAUGCCUUCCCAUUUCUAAUAUAUGCGCAAGUGUAAUUCAUGAAUUCACACGCACAUAUCUCGGUGCUUCUUUUUAAACGCACUACUUUAUGUUUUUAUUUUUAAGCGCUAGAAUAUACUGUACGUUGGGGUGUUAUUUUGGAAUCGGAAGGAUGGAUUUGACAUACGGAAAGGUUGAGAUUUGUACUGAUUUCCGAUAAAACUGCGUGGUGAUUUAUCGCUGACUUGUUAGAGACGCUAGGUGUCAAUUAGCUUGACUUGUCCUCAGUAUUACCAAUAUGAAAAAUCAAAACAUUUUAAAAAGCUGUUGAUUGGCUGUGUCGAAGUGGGUCACGAUUAGGGCACCACCUGCUGGUCAGGUUGGUCAAUCUGAGCUGCUGUAAAGAUGAGUGGUUAGCCUGUUUUUUGUUUUCAUUAAGUAUCACCGUAUUUAUUUUCUUUCCAACAUAGGACAAUCACGAGUUGUUGGAUUUCUAUUCAAAAUAACGGUGAAUUAAGAACACCGUUUUGAUUCUUUUUGUGCGUUGAGAGGAUAUUGUUUCCUGUCACGAUUACUUGAAAUGUUUACGUUCAGUGAUCGCUGCUUCUGUCAAAAGUUUAAAAAAAAAACCAAGGCGCUUGCUGUUUCUUAGCUAGUUUUUUUUCUUGUUUUGUGACGUAAAGACACUGGUAUUCGCAAUUUGUUGUGUGAGGUUGAAGAUUAAGAAAUUGAUAUUCAGUGUAAUGCUGGAUGUUCAAAGAGUACGCUAUUUGCAUGAAUUAAGUUUCAUAUUUAGGGUGAAAUUCCACCUGCCUUUUUGCUAGUGUACAGAAGGAACUAUUUUAAAAGGAAAGCUGCACUCAGGUUAAAGACCAAUGAAUUUGUUCAUCAAAAGAUGACAGGUGUGCUUAUAUGAACUAGAAAUGGGAUACGAUAUGAUAUUGUGAUACCGACCGACGAUUGUGAUAUUGGUGUUUUUUAGGAGGAAUCAAAAGGCAAAUGAGACAGUAACGAUACGACUAUUUGCUUUAUCAAUACUGUAGCGAUAUCAAUACGAUAUGGACCGAUAUCAGUAUUUUGUCCUGCCUCUAGUUCCAAAGUUAUCGCAGACCAAAUCUGUGCCUGAUGUUUGUGGUUUGGAUGUGUCAAAGAUGAAAUGUGUGACUGCUUUUUAUCAUUUAGAUUCUUCCAGUAAUUGUGUCAUUUGUUUUUAAAUACAGUAUCCUGUGUUUUUAUUGCGCCACCAAUAAACUGAAGACAUCGGAA